Messenger RNA from Ictalurus punctatus (channel catfish), 5101 nucleotides. RefSeq names its product shootin 3 (gene shtn3). The record is from RefSeq and is a predicted model, not a curated record. The coding region runs from base 1377 to 3248 and encodes 623 amino acids. The transcript is spliced from 17 exons. NCBI's taxonomy places the organism in Eukaryota, Metazoa, Chordata, Actinopteri, Siluriformes, Ictaluridae.
UCAAGUCAGUAAAAAAAAAAACUUUAGAUUUCUCAACAUUAAUUUUCCAGCACAAAAUUAAAUGUUACAGAAAAAUGUUUGUAUGUCAGUAGAGAAAGCAGCAUAUUAUGUAAGACACUUUUCAGACAAGAAAACAGAAUGAAGGCUGCAGGGUUUUGCUGCAAAAACAAGAAACAGUUGUGACAGUCAGAGUCUCCAGAAGAACCAUGGCUGGUUCUGCAAGAUGCUCAGUAAAACUUACCAGCUCCUUUCCUUGUAAAUCUGCACAAAUUGUACCGGAGAUUACAAUUUUUUUAAGGAAAGGGUCGUCACACCAAAUAUUUACUUUGGUGAUAUCCAAUUAAAUAUACAAUUAUCAAUAUUAUUUGUGGUUAAUUCUUCUGUAAUAUUUUUAAAUAAUGUACAUUUUCAUGAAUGUAUUUCAUAUAUUUUCACAAGUGGAUGGACAAAACAGUGAUUUUUUCUUAAAUGUUGAAUUAAGAGUAAAAAUAAAACCCCAAACAAUUACUACAGUUUAAGAAAAGACAUGUUAUAGAUGAAGUUUGUUAAACUUGUCUAUUCUACAUGAAGUGUCUUGCAUUAAUCACUGAGUCCUUAAAAAUGAACACUUUAUAAAAAUGAAACUGUAGAUAAUAAUAGGUAGUUUAUGAAUAAACACAUUUUCCUGUUUCUUUCUUUUUUUUCUUUUUUUUCUUUUUUUUUUUCCUUUUUUUUUUUUUUUACUAUCAAAUCAGAAAUCAGUGGCUCGUUUACAGAAUGUCCCUCAAACCAAGUGAAUUUAAUUGUACAUAUUAAUUUGUAUUAAAGAUGACACCAUGCUGGACAGGGUGGAAAACGCAUCAGAGUUUUGACCUUGUGGGCGGAGCCACGUCUGGCUGAGCUCGCUCACGUGCGCGUAUGAAUGAUAUCAUAUAAGAGGAUGCAAUUCAUUACUUUCACCAAUAACACGAGAAAUUAAGGUUUUAUUUUUCUUAUUACUUAUUUUGCUAUGAAUUGGUGAAUAUAUUCAUCUGUAACGUGCGGUUUGAAGGGACGGGGCUUUGUAUAAUCGUUAUUUGAACUCUGGCACGCGGCACAUCGUUUGCGCGGUCGUGCGCGCUCCCGUGUCUAGGCUGGCUGCGCGCACACGUAGUGUGAGUAGUAGAGGGGUCGCUCUCAUCCAGCCGGGUGGGACCACUCACUGUCUGCUGAAGGGCUAUGGAUGCGAGGCGGCUGUCUGGUAAUGGUAAUAUAAUUAGGACACAUUUAAUUUCUCUUUCUUGAACAGUUGUUUUUUCAAUCAGGUGAUGAGUUUAUAAAAGAUAUUAAACAAACCCGGUGUCCGUUUCUAACAGUCUAUUGUGCGCGCGCUUACCUUGUUCAUCAUUUCAGAAGCGAUGGAGGCCGGUGGAGGAGGCGAGCAGGGAGAGGCUCACAGAGUCAAGACUGAGUGCCUGAGACUGACUGAAGAGAGAGAUGAAGCUGAAAGACAGCUUAAGCAUAUUAAGAGAGUCUCCCAAAUGGUAAUUGAGGAGGUGAACGUGCUGCAGACUCAGCUUGAGAUUGAGAAGUCCUGUCGGGAAAAUGCUGAAGCACUGGCCACAAAGCUGAACUGUGAGAACAAGAAGCUCAAGUAUCUGAGCCUGACGUCUCGACCGUGUCUGGAUGAGCUCCUGCCCAGCAUAUCAGAUUGCAUCUCUCUGGAGGAGGAGGGUGAUCCACAGGAGCACAGCCCAGACCCCUACACUCAGUACCAACAGCAGGUCAAAGAUCUUCAGGAAACAGUCAACACUUUACUGGAGGAAAAAAAGCAGUUAGUCUGCCAGUUACAGGAUCAGAAAAGACAAAUCGAGGAGCUGACAGCCCUUACUGUAAAAGAGCAAGCAGAGAUGAAGGAGUUUUACAAGACCAUUGAGCAGCAAAGCAAGACCAUCAAGAGAUUCAACAGAGUGUCCAUGAUGGCUGCUAAUGAAUAUGAAGAACUGAAGGAACAGUUGGAUCUGGAGCAGAGCCUCAGGGAGAAGGCAGAGACCUAUGCACAUGAGAUGUUGGUGAAGCAAAAAGAAGCUAACAGGCAGAGCAUGAUUCUCCUGCAGCAGGCAGAUCCCAGUGUUCAGCUGCUCAAAGCACUGGAGGAUGUAGCAAAUGUAACCAAAACACUGGAGCAGGAACGUCUGCAGCACCAAGAAAAGCUGAAAGCUUUGGAGGUUGAGCUGGAUCAGAGUGCCUUGCGAAAGCAGCUAGAACAGCUUCAGAAACAGCUGGAGUUACUAGAUGAGGAGAAAAAAGACACAGAAGAACGUCUCCAGCAGGAGGUGAAAAAGUGUGCUGACUUGGAGAGCAGAGUGAAAGAGCUGCAGGAGUCUCAGAGGAAAAGGGAAUUAUCGCUAGCUCCAGCUCCUGGGACGGCACCUCCCCCUGCUCCUCCUCCUCAGCCCCCUCCACCUCCGCCUCCUCCUCCUCCCCCUCCCCCACCACCACCUCCCUCUCGCUGCAACCCCCUCAGCUCCCUCAUCGCAAUCAUGAGGAAAUCUUCCAAGACGGGAAAAGGCUCUCCAAAAUUAGAGCAGGCUCCAGUGCCAGAAGCUGCGGAUGAUGUCAAAGUAAAGGCUGUGAAUGAAAUGAUGGAAAGGAUCAAACAUGGGGUGGUUCUCAGACCUGUGAAAGGACAGGACACAAAGAGAUUUGUUUCAAAGCAAAGUCUAGCUAGUGAGGAGAAGCACCAGGAGAGUGCUAUGGAGGAGCUAAAAGGCAUCCUGGAUGCAGUAAAAAAGAGUCCCAGUCGUGGCUUCCAGGAGACAUUGCCUGUUAAGAAGGACAGUGAACUGGAAGUGAUUCUCAGGAGGAGACGCAAGCAGGCCUGUGAACCAGCUUCAGCAGAUGAGGUGGAAGGUCAGAUCAGCAAAGUGUCUUCAUUUGAUAGUCUGAAUGGCCGGCACAGUUCAGACUCGGGAAAAGACACGGACAGGCCGAGCAGCAGCUCUCUCUCAGGGAGUGAUUCCAGCCCCAGGAGCAGUGCUGAUUUGGGCACAGAACCAAAUGGAAGCAAGCAAAAUGCUGCUGUGUGUACAUCUCUCUCAGAGAAAGAGCACUCUGAAUUGGUCAUCAGUGGUUCUUCUGCACGAGAGCUUAAGCAUGAAGAACAGGAGAAAAGUAAACAGCACAUUGGCCUUAGCCACCCAGCGCAGCACGAGGACCCACAGGUGAUUAUCGGCUCCUCAGCAGACAGUACCAACACAGCAAACAGCAGCAUGGAUGCUGAGUGUUAACAGCAACAAACGGCACUAGCAGGACAGCUACAACAUUUGCACAGCAUCUUUUUUUUUUUUUUUUUUUUUUCCCCCCAAUUUAUUUAUUCCAAAGUCCAGAAAUGUUCUUCAGUUCUAGUUACUUACUGUCCACUUUUGGAAUGCAGCAGUAUUUACUUUUUCUUUAUAAAUGUAUUUUGACACUUAAAAGGGAACAGGCUCAAUUAUAAUAUUAUAUAAUAUCCUAUGAUAAUUAUAUUUACAAACUAAGCAUAGCCACAAUGGGUACAAUGAACAACAAGAUUUCAAAAGCAACAUAUGAUUUGCAUUCCUAACCAGUGUCUUUUUAUAGGGAAUGUAAAUUCUCUUGUGAAUUAUUGUUCUGUCUCCAUCAGUAGAGUGUUUGGGGGACAUUUAAGUAAUUUUAAUGCUUUAUGAUGGGUAUAAUUCAUUAUUUGUCUUAAUCUUAUUUUUGGUCACCCAACUAAAACCUCUUCUUUCGGUCACCCAAAUACAGUUUGAUUGGUGCUGAACAAUAUGUCUUAAAGUAAUAUGUUAUGGUUUUGACUGUAAUGAUAUUUUGUGAAACACAGUGAAAGAAACAAAAAAUCACACUGACACAUCUCUGAUAAUAACUGGCUUCUCUGACAGGUUUUAUUAUUAAUAAUAACAUUGCUAUAUUUAAAAAGUGAACAGUAAAGAUCAUUGUUUACGAUGCACAACCUAAAUUCUGAACCAGUCUGAGAACAAUACUGCACAUCGAGGCACUUUUGUUGUCCUUUCUGAGGUUUUUUUUUUUUGUUGUUUUUUUUUUGGAUCUAUACCCUCGAGAUGCAAACUUAAGCCAUGUAAGAGCUCACACUGAUGUGGAUAAGCAUGAAGGAGACAAGUGAAGGUCUGUUCACUCUACCUCCUAUAAGACAAACUCACUUCCUAGCUAUCUUUCAUUGUACAGCUUGUCUACAUCAUAAAAUGUGAACACAAUCAAGGAGUGAAUUGUUUUCCUCUGACGUCUUCCACCUGUCUUGCCCAACUUUUUGCACUGCAAUGGAUGCACUGUUCGCUGGUGCUACGUUUGCUUAAUUAUGCUUUAAUGCAAUUUAAGGGUAGAGCUAGGUGUGUUGAAGUUUGUAGCCUCCACAGACAAUGCAAUAACAUCUGCAAAUUGUAAUGGUGUGCACUGGACCUAAUGCACGUUGAGGCACUUUUUUCCAUCUGAGGCACUGUGGUUCAGUCUGUGAUCCAUCCUCAUAAAAUAGUAAUCCUUGCAAAUUGUUACUAUAUCAGCUGUAAAAUAAUCUGCCUGUAAAAUAAUCAGCUGUAAAAUAAUUUGCCUGCUAGACUUUCAUUUUGUUCCUACACCCAUUGAGAUAUAUAAACAUAUUACAUUUUUUGGAUAAAUUCUUCUGGAAGAAUUAACUGACCUAUUAAUUAUUCAGCACCUUUGGAAUGUUUAUUGGCCUUAUUGUGAACACCAUUUGUUCCUCUUCAGCCUUAUGGGCUUAACUUUGUAGGCUACAAUGAAUUUAGAUUAUCUGAUUGUUGUGAUCAUAUAAUGUGUGUGUGUGUGUGUGUGUGUGUGUGUGUGUGUGUGUGUGUGUGUGUGUGUGUGUGUGUGUGUGUGUGUGUGUGUUUUUAAAAUGAGUGGACCUUUUCAUAUGAAACCAUGUCAUUCUGCUGCACCAUACCUUUUAAACUGGACUGAAUAAAAAUGAAGAUACACUGAAAAGGCUUUUUGAUAUGUGAUGACUAGCAUCAUGGUAAUUGAUGUUAGAUAUGUGCCAGCACCUUUUUUUUUUUACUUAAAAAAAAAAUCAAUAAAUGACUUCAUAAAAUUAUGGCAGUUUGAUAUAGGCCCUUUGGAAAAUAAAAUC